CUAUGCUCGGCCAGCACCUUCCAGAGUUCACCUUCGAAUGGAAGGAAGGUAAAUGAUUUAUAUUUAUUCUUUUUUUUUUGACAAAAUUUGAUUGCAUUUUUCUUGUUAGCAUCAGACUUGGAAUUUAUCAUUUUUUUAUGACCAAGUAAAACUACAUCUCUUUCUCCACCUCGGAGUCAGUCCACUUGUUGUCGACCGGCCUUCAAGAAUUAUGUCCAAAAAACGAGUAGCCUAUUUUUAUGAUAAUGAGGUGGGAAAUUUCUACUAUGGGCCGAACCAUCCUAUGAAGCCGCACAGAAUGCGCAUGGCACAUAAUUUAAUAUUGAAUUAUGGACUGUAUAAAAAAAUGUACAUUUAUCGCCCUACACCCACCCCUCCCAGCGAUAUCACCAUGUUUCACACAGACGAUUAUAUCAAUUUCAUGCGUACAGCUACUCCAGAAAACUUAGAUGAAUAUCAAGAUCAGUUGUCUAGAUUUAAUAUUGGCGAAGAUUGUCCUGUUUUUCAUGGUCUGUUCCAGUUCUGCCAACUAAGCGCGGGUGGAUCCAUAGGUGGUGCAAUCAAGCUAAACCAUCGCGAUGCCGACAUCGCGAUUAACUGGGCUGGUGGUUUGCAUCAUGCUAAGAAGGCAGAAGCAUCCGGGUUUUGUUAUGUAAACGAUAUUGUGCUAGGGAUUCUAGAGCUUUUGAAACAUCACAAGCGUGUUUUGUAUGUAGAUAUUGACGUCCAUCAUGGCGACGGAGUCGAAGAAGCGUUUUACACUACCAAUCGUGUAAUGACUGUUUCCUUUCAUAAAUUUGGUGAAUUCUUUCCAGGGACCGGUGAUAUUAAAGACAUCGGUUCCGGACUUGGAAAAUAUCAUUCAUUAAAUUUUCCACUUUUGGACGGUAUCGAGGACAUUUCCUAUGAAACGAUUUUCAAGCCAAUCAUGCAGACGGUUAUGGACCGAUUCAGACCAGAAGCCAUCUGCGUGCAGUGUGGCGCUGAUAGCCUAACUGGAGAUCGCCUUGGCUGCUUCAAUCUGACACUUCAUGGACAUGCUAUGUGUAUUUCAUUUCUGAAAUCUUUCGGAUUACCCAUGUUGGUAUUAGGCGGCGGUGGGUACACUAUAAGAAACGUCGCGCGCUGCUGGACCUAUGAAACUAGUGUUCUUCUAGAUACUGAGAUUUCAGAUAAGCUUCCUUACAACGAUUAUCUCGAAUAUUAUGGACCUGACUAUCGUCUGCACAUUGAUCCCAGUAACAUGCCCAAUAAAAAUACAAGAGGAUAUUUGGAGAAGAAUAUGUCUGAACUAUUGGAGAACCUAAAAAACAUGGAACACGUUCCAAGUGUGCAGCAACAAGAAAUUCCUGAAGACCAUCCUGAUAUCUUUCAAGAGGAAGAAGACGAUGACGAAUGGGAUCCAGACGUUCGACCCUCCAAAAAUCCAAUACCUGAUGGGGAGUUGUCACAUAGCAAUGAUGAUCAAGAACGAAGAAAUCAAAUGUGUUGGUAUGAAACAGAACAAGAGAAAGAUGAUUUUUAUCAUCCUCCUGCCUCAACAAAAAUCACAGAAAAAGGUUAACUAUAUAUUUAACUGAAUAUAUUUUUAAUUUGUAUAUCUCGUUGAUCCUA
Molecule: messenger RNA, 1614 nt
Organism: Schistocerca gregaria
Lineage: Eukaryota; Metazoa; Arthropoda; Insecta; Orthoptera; Acrididae
Product: type-1 histone deacetylase 1-like
Exons: 3
Coding region: 212-1564 (450 amino acids)
Molecular function (GO): histone deacetylase activity
Source: RefSeq, a predicted model, not a curated record